Messenger RNA from Recurvomyces mirabilis, 1569 nucleotides. RefSeq lists its product as uncharacterized. Gene Ontology annotation, molecular function: flavin adenine dinucleotide binding; chromatin binding; oxidoreductase activity. Gene Ontology annotation, biological process: positive regulation of transcription by RNA polymerase II; negative regulation of transcription by RNA polymerase II. The coding region runs from base 1 to 1569 and encodes 522 amino acids. The record is from RefSeq and is a predicted model, not a curated record. The transcript is spliced from 2 exons. Lineage: Eukaryota; Fungi; Ascomycota; Dothideomycetes; Mycosphaerellales; Teratosphaeriaceae.
AUGGCAGCAAGCACCUGUCCGGAGUAUGACACUAUUGUGAUUGGUGCAGGCAUGUCAGGUCUAGCAUGUGCAUCAAGACUGCUUGAAAGUGACCACUACAGUGGCGAGGAUAAGCUGCUUGUGUUGGAGGGACGUAACCGUAUCGGUGGUCGCAUCGGCGCCGUCCACGUGAACGGAAACCGACUGGACACUGGUGCUAAUUGGAUUCAUGGGAUUGGUACGGAUGAUGAUCCGAAUCCUCUGGUUGACAUAUUGCCGCACAAGAAAUAUCGUGGACUCUCCGGGAGCGUAGCGUUUCGCCGGACAGCCAAAAGUGCUCGUGGCCAAGCACCAUCACAUCCCAGUACGCCAGGCCCCGACGGCGAUUGGGUAAAGGUACGAAAUGGUGGCACGGAGUCCAUCGAGAGCCCUGGAGACGAGUCUGAGGAUCUCAUUGUACCAUCGGGGUUGUCUCGGGUACUGAGUGGAGCGCUGUGGCGAAUGAUUGGCGGUCUCCACGAAACAGCAAAUGAGACGCCACCAGCCAAAGCAAAGUCAACCACGAUGCUGAAGGCCGUCAUUGAUUCGACACACAGACGGGAUGCGUUCAAGCAUGUGCCAACGGAGUAUCAUAGCACGCUCAGCUGUAUGCCGGCCGGGCUCGAGGGAAUCGAGGCCGCUCCCUUAGUAGCACAGUCCGCAGAACACCUAGAGGAUCAGCCAGGCAUGAGCUUACUCGAGUACGCUCUUGAUGACUUCGAAGGGGACCAAGUCUUCCUGCAAGAUGGCUAUCUUGCCGUGAUCGACGAGAUAGCGAAGGAUUUGGUCGCAAGCAAUAUGAUCAAUUUAGGCACGCAUGUCAAGCAGAUAAGAUGGGAUAGCAAUCCUAUCGAGAUCAUUACAGACAGCGGGCAGUAUAGAGCAAAGCAAGUCGACAAAAAUUUGGCUAUAACAAAUCUUGGCUUCGGCACUCUUGACAAAAUAUUCAUGGUGUACAAUGAGCCUUGGUGGCUGAACGAUCCAUAUCUCGCUAUCUUCGAAAAAGGUCUGGUCGGAUCUGCCACCGUUGAGGCCAGACUCAACGACGAAGGAGAGAUCGAAGGCCUUGAUACAAUCACCGGCUUUACUGACGAGCUGACGGGCAUAGAAAUACAAGAAGAUGGCACAGUAGCAGCAGGACCACGGAUGCUUUUCAUCGUUAAUUUGCAUAAUCUCACUGGUUUCCCAGCCCUGCAGUGCUUCGUCUCAUGCGCCAACGCUGCACAUGUCGAAACACUUGGUGACAGAGACGCUGGUGGGAUCGUACACAGGGCGCUGAACAAGUGGCUGGGCGUGGAGCCACCGAAUCCAGACGCAGUUCAUGUGACACGCUGGGCACAAGACGAGUAUUCAAGAGGAAGCUACAGUCACAUGAUAACAGGAUUGUCGGAAGUGAAGCAUCGUGAGGCCUUCCAGGAGCCGAUCGUGAACAAGAACGGUGGUAUUCUGAGGUUUGCUGGCGAGCACACGAGUAGGAACCACUUUGCCACAGUACAUGGCGCACUUCUCAGUGGUUGGCGAGAAGCGAAUGACAUAUUGAGCAAAACCUGA